AGCCUUAUCCGAAACUCGCCUUCGAUAACAAAACUACACCUUCCUUUCCGUUCCCUCCCUCGCCCCAGCCGUUUUUAUUUUCAGUCCAUCGCCUCCGCCGUCAUGUUCGCCGCCUCCGCCUCUUCGCUGCAACAUGUCCGCCAGCCGGCCAAUGCGGGGACCGGUGCUUCAGGGGAGCAAUACAAUCCGACGGCGAAGAUUAAACCAUCUUUCCAAAAGGCGGCAGAUUGUAGUAAUUCAUGCCUUUCCCCCAAAUUAUCAUACUCUGUUCAUUGUCUGAAUCUUCCGAGGAAUUCGGUAAAGGUAUGGGCGGGCAGAAGGAGGAGAAUGAUCCACGAUAAGACGGACACGUACGUGUUUCUGGAGCCAGGGGAGGAUGAGACAUUUGUUAGCGAAGAAGAGCUCAAGGGGAAACUAAAGUGCUAUUUGGAGAACUGGCCGGUGAAGAGCUUGCCGCCGGACCUAGCUAGGUUCGAGGCCAUUGACGAUGCUGUUUCGUUCUUGGUGGGUUCGGCAUGCGAGCUUCAGAUCGAUGGAGACGUUGGCUCACUCCAGUGGUAUCAAGUUCGUUUGGAGUGAUUGAAGUGAAGGAGAUUUGAAUUGAGGUUGGAGCGUCUUUUCUCUGCGGGUGUACGUAUUUUGCAGGUAAAUUAGACGGCCGAAUAUGAUUAGUCCAAAACGAUUUACUUCCGCGAACGCAGAUUCCUUAUCGUUGAUUGUUGAGUGUUGACUGACCGAGUUGGGCUUUCUCUUGUUGACUCCUCACUUCUCAACUUCUCUGUUACGUUCAAACAUUCAAAGCAACAAGUCUAAAACCGAACGUGUUAGUAGGGAACAAAUCAAGGAGGCUUUACAGCAACUAAGUCGACGAUGUUGUUCUUCUCGCGACCAAUAAAUCGAAUAUCAAUGUGGAAGUAGUCGUCAUAGAAUUUUACCAGACACUCUUAUUAAUCACUUUGUCCUUAU
This is a messenger RNA of Linum tenue, 966 nucleotides long. The record is from the annotation of a GenBank genome assembly. NCBI's taxonomy places the organism in Eukaryota, Viridiplantae, Streptophyta, Magnoliopsida, Malpighiales, Linaceae.